ACAGGCUAUUGACGAUGAUUGCAAUCAAACUGCACAAAUUUUGUCAACGCUUCUCAACUGGUCACAGGUAAUACUGUACCACACAAGGAACAGCAAGCAUUGUAUAUACUGUAUCGCAUUUAAAGAAGCUUUAGGAUGAGAUGAGUGUUUUAUACCAUAAAAUCAAGCAAUUAUAUAUUAUAGAAGGUUCUUCAUAUUUGAUUUUUGUUCAUUUUUAUUUUGUUUCUAUACACUCCAUUUCUUUUGUCAACUUUGCAUGCAAGCAAUGCACCCCUGCAUGGUCCACUAUAUUUUCCCCCGUUUAUUGUAGAGGAAAAAAUGCGUACUUUUACCACUGAUAUUCCAUCUUGUUCAUUUUAUUAUGGAAAUAUUGUGACAAAAUCAUGUUUACAUCACCCUUCCACGCAGAAAAAUGUUUCUUCUGGUGCUACACGAUUUACAGUGUUACUCUUCCAUAUUUUAAACUUGAGGUUGUUACAUUUUUUAUUAUUAAUUCCUUUAAUGAUUAUAUUAAAUAUACGUUUCGUAAACCUUUCUAGCUGGUAUUAUUAUUUCAAUGUGUUCGACAGUGGCAUUUUUUAAUAUUUUUCUUUGUACGCUGUACAAAUACAUGUAGUAGUUUAACCUGCUGACGGUUAGGGUAUAUAGAAUUCAAAACCCAUAAGCAAACCCAGGUAAUACUGUUAAUAUACAAACAAUGUAAAUCUAUUGCUCUUGUGUACUGUAAACCAUGUCACUCGGUAACUGCAUGUAAAUGUAGAUCACAGCAUACGUCUUUCAUCCAAAUUUAGGCAACCUUUGCUUCAGGCAUAGAACCAAGUGAUGGGCAAUUGAAGGUCACAAGAGAAAUUGACGGUGGUUUGGAGAAUAUCUCUGUAAAAUUGCCAGCUGUUUUAUCUGCUGACCUAAGGUACAGAUGCUAUUAACACUCAGUUCGCUACAAUCAAGAAGACGUGGUCGUGGAUAUUCAAAUUUGAAACUUUUGCACCGAGUUUUAUUUUUUGAUCCAUGUUUGUCAAGGCGAUUUUACGUAACUGAAAUCCUGUAUUCUCUUUUAGAUUGAAUGAGCCGAGAUAUGCUACAUUACCUAACAUCAUGGUGAGCGAGCGAUUGUUAUAUAAUAGUGCAUGCAGUGAAAAUAAUUCAACCACGCUAUAAACUGAUUUCGUUUAGGCUAAUAGUCUAUAGUUCGCACUAUGAAGCAUCCGUAACGCCGUACUGUAAUGCUUGUACUUGGUUAAUACUGAACGUCUUACAUAUUUAUUUAGUCGAAUUUAUAUUAGAGAGGAGAAACUCGUUGUAUUGUAUAGAUGGUAAAUUUGGCAAAUAAAACACGUCGUUUGAAUGUAGAUUUAUAGGAGAUGGAAAUCAGUUCGUGGUUCGAGUCAGGGUGUUAGCCAGGAUUUCAAAAGUGGCCGUCCAAAAUAAUUUUGUGGGCGUGGCAACAUAUUUUUGUGGGCGUGGUCACAUGUUUUUGGGCGUGGCCACAAUUUUCUGUUGUUGAGGAAUUGCGGUGUUUUAUUCGUUGAACCUUUUUACUUUUAGAUGCACAUUUCCAUCAUUAAAUUAGUAAAAGCACACGUAUGGUAUGAUCACUACCGUAACUGUAACGUGGCGCUCGAUCGAUUGCUGUUUUUUAAAACAGCGAUUUCACAUUCUCCUUGAUACUUCAUGCGAGACAUUUACAAAAACAUGGCGCGUUUUACAAAAAUAUGGCGCGAAGUAUUCAAGAAAUAUUAGAAAGCUUGUAGGUUGCUAUUUAAAGAAAAUAUUCCCUUAGGCCGUCCAUGGCCGUCAAUUAAAAUUUAGCCGUCCAAAUUCAGAAGUGGCCGUCCAUAGGACGGUCGGACGGCCACCUGGCUAACACCCUGGUUCGAGUUUUAGACCGGUGCACGGGCGAUAAAGAGCAAUAGUUAAAAUUGGCGGAUUUAUGAGGUAAAAAGUGCAAAGAGAUGUCAAUGGGAAAAAUCAACACUCCAUUUCCUAGAAAAGAAACCAUCCUGUGCACUGAAAUUUUCGUGACUUUUAUUCUCGACAAUUUACGGUGGUGGUGGAGGGGUGCAUCAGAUAACCCCGAAUCAUUCCCUGCGUGUGCUGUAUUUUAUCUUAUGAUAUUUUAAACGGUUUAUUACUUGUAAAUUUUAGAAAGCUAAAAAGAAAAAGCUAGAUAAAAAGAGUCCAGCAGACCUUGGAGUAGAUGUCUCACCAAGGAUAGAAGUAUUAUCAGUUGAAGAUCCUCCAGUUCGCGAAGCUGGCAUAAAAAUCGAAAGUGUUGAUGAUUUGGUGGGGAAACUGAAAGAGCAUGGCUUUGUUUGAUGUCCUUAUAAUAAGAGCUGUUUAGGAGAAUUGUUAUUUUAAAAUUAUACUGUUUAUAUAUAAUAAAUUUCACAUAUUAGCAAUGUUUUGUCAAGGUGCAUGUGUGUUGUGUUUCCAUUGUGGUGAAUACAAUAUCAUUUGACGUGC
Paramuricea clavata is the source of this 2463-nucleotide messenger RNA. The record is from the annotation of a GenBank genome assembly. Lineage: Eukaryota; Metazoa; Cnidaria; Anthozoa; Malacalcyonacea; Plexauridae.